UGCGUGGGAGAUGGCCGGGGAGCAAGGAUGUUCUUGGGAACAGAAUGGUGAAGCACUUGAAACAAACAUUCAGAAGGAAAAAUGGAUCACUGGUGUUGGCCAUCAGAAACCAACAGCUUUCGACGUUUCACCCCUGAGUCCUUGGCAGCAAUUGAGCAAAGAAUUGCUGAGAAAAAAAAGCAGCCAGACAAAGAAAAAGAGAAGAAUAAGGACGAAGGAGUUGAAGAAGAACAACUUACUCCCCAGCUUGAUUUGAAAAUCUGCAAAAAGCUGCCAUCUCUGUAUGGGGACAUUCCAGCAGAGCUCAUUGGGGAACCCCUGGAGGAUUUUGAUCCGUACUACAGUGAUCACAAGACUUUUAUGGUGAUAAAUAAAAGGAGGACCAUUUUCCGGUUUACUGCAACACCUGCCUUGUGUAUAUUUGGUCCUUUUAAUCCAGUUAGAAAAGCAGCAAUUAAAAUUCUGACCAAUUCAUGUUUUGUUGGCGUUAUCAUAUGUACCGUGCUACUCAAUUGUGUGGUUAUGACUGUACGUCAGCUCCCACCAGCACUCAACUGGACUGAAAUUGCUUUUACUACCAUAUAUACUACUGAAAUACUGAUAAAAAUAGUAGCAACAGGAUUUGUUUGGAAUGAAUUUACCUUCCUUCGAGAUCCGUGGAACUGCUUGGAUCUGUCUGUUAUCAUUGUAAUGUAUGUUACUAUGUUUCAAAAAAUAGGCAAUGUUUCAGCUCUUCGAACUUUCAGAGUACUGAGGACUUUGAAAGCCAUUUCAGUAAUACCAGGUCUGAAAAUCAUUGUAAAUUCACUUGUUGAAUCUGUUAAGAAACUUGCUGAUGUCUUCAUCUUGACUGUGUUUUGCUUGAGUAUAUUUGCCCUAAUAGGCCUCCAGCUUUUUAUGGGCAAUUUAAGAUUCAAAUGUGUCCUCAAUAAUACUGUGUACAAUGACUCAUUCUGUAAGGAUCCCAAGAUCUAUGUACCAAGUGAUGAAGAUAUAUGCCACAGAAUGAAUGGCUCUUCUGACAUAUUGCUCUGUGAGAUCAGUUCAGAUCCUGGGAAAGAGUGCCCAGAAAACUAUACCUGCCAGAAGAUUGGGCAGAAUCCUGACUUUGGUUAUACAAGUUUUGAUCAUUUUGGCUGGGCCUUCCUCUCUGUAUUCCGUCUGAUGACACAGGAUUCCUGGGAGCGUCUCUACAGACAAACUAUCCGUACAUCUGGAGUGACCUGCAUUUUUUUUUUUAUGGGAGUCAUCUUUUUCUGCUCAUUUUAUCUCUUCAAUCUGAUCUUGGCUGUAGUAACUAUGGCAUAUGAAGAACAAAACAGAUCUAGUCUUGCUGAAACAGAGGCCAGGAAAAAACUACUUCAGGAUGCCCAUGAAAUUAUAGAGAAAGAACAGGAGUUGGCUGCAGCAGAAAGCAGUAAGACCUUGCAGGUUGAGUCUGAAGUGCCAGUUGCUGACUUGAAAAAUUCGAAAGGAAAAGAGAUUAAUAAAGAAACACCUAUUUUAAGACAAAAUGUAUCUUUAGGUGAUCAGGAGAAAGAGGAGCAAAUAUUUCAUUCACAGCCUGGUCACUGCCACAGGAAGCUUAGGAAGGUCCUGCUGUCCUAUGAUGUGUCAGUGGAGUCUAUUAAUGAUCCUUUCCGAAGACAGAGGUUAAUGAGUGCAGCCACUAUUCUUACAGAUAAUUCGAAGUCAAAAGUGAAAUGUCCUGCAUUGUGGAAACGUUUUGCUCUAAAGUGUCUAGUUUGGAAUUGUUGUCCAUUCUGGAGAGCAGUCAAAGAGAAGGUGAAAUUGGUGAUUUUGGAUCCGUUUGUUGAACUCUUUAUCACAGUUUGCAUUAUCUUGAACACCUUAUUCAUGGCUAUGGAGCACCCUGGCAUGUUACCAGAAACCAGAGCAAUGAUUACUAUAAGUGACCAGGUCUUCACCCUGAUUUUUACACUAGAGAUGAUCUUGAAAAUCAUUGCUCUAGAUCCUUAUUACUAUUUUCAGAACAAGUGGAAUGUUUUUGAUAGCUUGGUUGUUUUGAUUGGUCUACUGAGUUUUGGAACCAAUCUGUCACCUUUCAGGGCGAUCAGGAUCUUCAAAUUGGCAAAGUCCUGGCCAGCCUUAAAUACUCUUAUGAGAAUAAUUCUAAACUCAUUUGGUGCUCUGAGUAACCUCACUCUGGUUUUGGCUAUCACUGUGUUUAUUUUUGCUAUAGUAGGAAUGCAGUUUUUGGGCAGUGAUUAUGAAAAAAAAUUCCAUAAAAUAAGCACCAGUAAGGAUUUACGCUGGCAUAUGAAGGAUUUCAAUCAUUCAGUCCUGAUUGUAUUCCGAAUAUUAUGUGGAGAAUGGAUUGAAAUGAUGUGGGAAUGUAUGGAAGUGGCUGGAAAACAGAAAUGUAUUAUCAUUUUCUUGCUAGUCCUGGUGAUAGGAAACCUGGUGGUGCUCAACUUGUUCAUUGCCCUGCUGCUGAGUUCGUUCAAUACUGAUGCCUCAGCGGGACAAGAGGAACCUGGAGAAAGGACUAAAUGUCAGAUUGCCCUUGCACAGAUUUACAAGGGCCUGAAGUCUGUGAAAGACAGAAUUCUGGAUCCUUGUGGCAGAAAAGUGAAAGGAAGCCUCAGAAAAACAGACAAAAAGAAGACUUUGGAAGAAAUUUCUGGUAAAAACAUAGAGGAUAAUAAUUAUGCCAUGACAGAUGUCAGAAAAUACAUAGACAACAAUUGCUUUGACACAGAGUGUUACCAUAAUGAAGAGAAUUCCUCAAUAAUAAGGAAAUAUAAAGAUCUUUCCAGCAGUCACAGUACCUGUGUUCCCAUUGAAGCAGCAGAGAGUUACAGUGACAAAAGUGAUGAUCAGCACAUUGUAUUCACAGAAACAGAACACAGAAAACAGAGAGACAGAUUAGGACAUAGAGAUCAGCGUCAGAGUUCAAGCAGCUUCAGUCAGAUUUCUGGGACUCCUGAAACUAAAAAUGUUUUCACAGUAACACAUGAAAAGCAAGAGCAAAAAGAGAAAUGUGGUGCUGCUCACAGCUUUUCUGAAGCCAGCAGUGUGGAUCCGGCUGUUGGUCUGGAGAUGUUUUCCCAGACUAAAAACUCACAGCUGCCUAAGGACUGUUUUGCAGAAAAUUGUGGUAAAUGUUUCCCAUGUUGUGUAGUGGAUAUCACCAAGUUUCCAGGCAGAAAUUGGUGGAACUUGAGGAAAACCUGCUACAGAAUUGUUAACCAUAGCGGGUUUGAGUAUUUUAUGGUUUUUGUGAUAGUAUUGAGCAGUGCAGCACUGGCAUUUGAAGAUAUUCACCUGCAGAAUAGAAAAACAGUGAAAAUGAUCCUAGAUUAUGCUGAUAAAAUAUUUACCUACAUCUUUUUGAUGGAGAUGCUUCUGAAAUGGGUAGCUUAUGGAUUGCAGAGUUACUUCACAAAUUCCUGGUGUUUGCUUGACUUUGUCAUUGUAUGUUUGUCAUUUGUUUCCUGGGGACUAAAUCCUGGUACGGAAGACAAGGCACGUUGUUCCUCUGGGAGUGGCCUGAAAUCUCUCAGGACUCUUAAAGCAUUGAGGCCUCUACGAGCUUUGUCAAGAUUUGAAGGGAUAAAGGUUGUUGUCAAUGCACUCCUUGGAGCUAUCCCCUCAAUCUUCAAUGUUUUGCUCGUCUGUGUUGUCUUUUGGCUCUUAUUUAACAUUCUAGGAGUAAAAUGGCUUGGGAAAAGAUUUUCAAAGUGCAUACUCCAGGAAGGAAAUAUCAGUCUCAUUAAUAACAAAAGUGAUUGUGAGUCUUAUGGUGGAAAUUGGACAAAUUAUCCUGUAAACUUUGAUAAUGUUGGGAUGGGAUACUUGGCUCUUCUCCAAGUGGCAACUUUUAAAGGCUGGAUGGAUAUUAUGUAUGCAGCAGUGGAUUCACGUCAGAUCGAUGAACAGCCAAAGUUUGAAGCAAGCUUACACAUGUACAUAUACUUUGUGGUUUUCAUUAUUUUUGGAUCUUUCUUCAUGUUGAACCUUUUUGUUGGAGUGGUUAUCAGCAAUUUUAACCAACAGAGGAAAAAGAUAAGUGGAAAGGAUCUGUUUUUGACUGAGGAACAGAAAAAGUACUAUAAUGCCCUAAAAAAACUUGGAUCCAAGAAACCUCAAAAACCCAUCCCAAGACCAUCGAAUGCAUUCCUGGGAUUGCUGUUUGAUAUCGUAAUGCACAAAGCAUUUGACAUCAUCACUGUGAUUUUCAUCUGCCUAAAUAUGAUUGUUAUGAUGGCAGAAAAUAACCAGGAAGGCACCAAGGAGGUUCUUAAUAAAAUCAACUAUUUUUUUGUGGCUGUAUUUACAGCGGAAUGUGUCAUAAAAAUGCUGGCCUUAAGGCAGCACUACUUCAAAAGUGGCUGGAACUUAUUUGAUCUUAUUGUUGUGGUCCUUUCAAUAGUUAGUAUUGGAGUUUCUGAAGCCUUCAAAAAAUUCUUCUCUCCUACACUUUUGAGAACUAUUCGUUUGGUGCGAAUUGGCCGAAUACUGAGAUUGAUCAGAAGAGCGAGAGGAAUUCGAACCCUUCUCUUUGCAUUACUGAUGUCUCUUCCUGCACUAGUCAACGUUGGCCUUUUGCUUUUCCUGAUUACAUUUAUUUAUGCCAUUGUGGGCAUGGCAAACUUUGCCUGUCUUCCCUGGGAAGGUGGGAUUGAUAACAUUUUCAACUUUCAAACCUUUUCUGGAAGCAUUCUCUGUCUCUUCCAAAUUACAACAUCAGCUGGCUGGGAUACUCUUCUGGCCCCUUUGUUAAGUGAAUCUGGUAUAUGUUCUCCCAACUUAGUUUUAAAAGAGAAAGAUAAAAUUAAUUGCAAAAAUAGAGCAUUUGGUAUUUUUUAUUUUGUAAGCUAUGUCAUUAUAUCAUUUCUCAUUGUUGUAAAUAUGUACAUAGCUGUCAUUUUAGAGAACUUCAAUGUUGCCACUGAAGAAAGCACAGAUCCUCUUUGUGAGGAUGACUUUGAUAUGUUUUAUGAGACCUGGGGAAAAUUUGAUCCUCUGGCAACACAGUUUAUUGACUAUUCUGCUCUUUCCGACUUUGCAGAUGCUCUGGCAGAACCCUUGCGCAUUCCAAAGCCCAACAACAUCCAGCUCAUAUCCAUGGAUCUCCCUCUAGUGAGUGGAGAUAAGAUCCACCACUUAGAUAUCUUGCGUGCUUUCACUAAAAGGGUCUUGGGAGAAUUUGGAGAUUUAGAUAGUCUUGAAUUAUUCAUGGAGGAAAAAAUUGUGGUUGCCAAUCCAUCUGAAAUUUUUCACAAGCCAAUUUCUUCCACUCUUAAAAGAAAACAAGAGGAGGUGUCAGCAGUUAUUAUCCAAAGGGCCUUCAGGAGGUAUUUGAUACAGCGUUCUUUCAAAAAUACAUCUUUCUUAUGCCGUCACAGACAGAACAGUGCUGCCUUUGGAGAAGAAACACGGGAGAAGCAAAGGCUUAUUGUAUCAAUGCUUAAUGAAAGUAGUGGCAGGAAGACACAUAAAUCACGGCCUGUUUCUUCCACAUCUCUCCCUUGACUUUAUGAUGCUAUUGCUGACACAAAUGAGCUGGACACAUAAGGUUACCCCAGGCUGCAGCAUUUUUGACAUUCAAAGCAAAGUCACUGAUUUUCAGAUGGAGACAAUAUGUAAAUCCUAGAGCAUAAUACUCUAAAUUUAGAAUAAUGAUGGCAGCCUUCAAGUAUUCUGAUUGUUCAAAUUUGCAAAUUCUCCUUAAAAUGAUUAAGGUCUGAACAACUAUGUCAUAAAUAUUGGAGGAAAAUCAAACCCUAGAACUUUUUUCUCAUUUACUGGAGUAGGUGGGUUAAUUUUUUCACCUGCCAGAUUUGUCCUAGUUCAUGUGUUUACGGAAGAAAUCCAUAAAAGGUCGGUUGUAAGCACAGAUUUAUAAACACACAAGGCCCUAGAAGAAUGUAUAUCUCAUUAGAGAUAACCAAUAUUUCCAACCAGGCAUUAUUGUAGCAAAAUGAAAGAAUUACUGCACUUCUGUAAUAGAACUCAUUCAGGACACUCGAGUAUAAUCAGCCUCUAAUUUUGAUGGGUUUGGGACCAUCCUCCUCUGCCACGGUCCGAAGGGGGGAUGGGGCCGUGACACAGCACGGAUGGGUCCGGAGACAAGGUAGGAGUGCAGAUGGAAUGCUUUAUUGAGGCAUGCAUGGGAUUUUUUAUCAGUUCAGGCAGGGAAAGGGCUAGAACAUG
Neopelma chrysocephalum (saffron-crested tyrant-manakin) is the source of this 6180-nucleotide messenger RNA. RefSeq names its product sodium channel protein type 5 subunit alpha-like. Gene Ontology annotation, biological process: neuronal action potential; membrane depolarization during action potential; sodium ion transmembrane transport. The transcript is spliced from 27 exons. NCBI's taxonomy places the organism in Eukaryota, Metazoa, Chordata, Aves, Passeriformes, Pipridae. Gene Ontology annotation, molecular function: voltage-gated sodium channel activity; protein binding. Gene Ontology annotation, cellular component: voltage-gated sodium channel complex; plasma membrane; axon. The record is from RefSeq and is a predicted model, not a curated record.